AAAUGGCGGCGGCGUGUCGGAGGCGUCUCCGUUCGCACAGUGCUCGACGUCGCGCAGUCCGCGUAUGUUCGCAAUAACGUUCCAGCAGAUCAACGACGUCGGCGUCGGUGACAGAUCGGGCGGCGGGUCGCAUGCGAUCGCGGCGUCGCGCUCCGAUUACGCGCGCGAGACACGGUGGUUCCUCCUUCCGGCAACGCUGCACGUCGCUGACGCACGUUACUACUACCCCUCCUCCCCCCUCUGUGUACGGCGGAGCGAAGUCGAGUGCACGGCGUGCGGGUUCGACGCGGCUGCACCGCGGUCGACACGGAAACGGCGUGAAUAAGAGCAGUGAGCGAGUGGUGCCAGGAGCGAGGGGGGGGAAAGGAAAAGAGAGAGAGAGAGAAAGAGAACGGUUCAUUGUGUGGCUCGGUACGUGAGAUAUUCCCGGAGAGAGUUCCCGCGACGCCGCGUGCUUCUUCCGAUCUUCGUCCCUUCAUCCCCUUCUCCUCUCCCCCUCUCUCUUUUCUCUCUUUCUCUCUCUACCCAUCAGUCGGCUCCGAAUUCGGUCGCCCGGAGUACGCGGCUUUCUCUUUCCAUUUCUUCCCAUUCGCUCCCUCGUUCUCUCCCCUUUCUCUCUCUCUCUCUCUCUUUGUCUUACGUGCUCGGCGCUCUUUCACGGCACCGUAGUGAAAUGCGCGUGACCGGUCGCGCCUCGGAACGACGGCGACGACGUGUCUGGCGUCGUUGGUGGUGCACGUUCCCCUGACGAGCACGAGAGACGCGCGACGGCGACUCGGCACAUCCCCCGCAGCCCUCGCUACUAUGAUAAUAACGAGAAGCACGGUGACGAGCACGGCGGCGGUGGCGACGACGACGACGACGGCGGCACGGUGGCCGUUUCCCCUGAAGCAAGAGACGCUCGGUCGAACUACUCGAACUUCCUGCAACGUCGGUGGAAAACGACGGCGAUCAACGACGGAUCUACAUAACGACGCUGUCUCGGCGAUGUUGCCUCGCGGUUGCGGCCGUCGCGUGGUACAUGGGAACGACAACAGCAACAGGAACAACAGCAACACCAUCGAGCCGCAGUGGAUCAGCGGUAGCUGCACAGCAUUCGCAUCGGUACUGCCGUACUACUGCUACUACUACUAUUAUUACCAGCGUAUCGCUUUUAUCGGCAUCGUAGCCUCAUUACUCGCCAACGACGACGACGACGACGUCCGCGAGGACGACGAUUUGACACCAGCACGAGUUCCGGAGCAGCGGGACGACGACUCGGCCGCGGACAACAGCGGGGCAACGACGAGCAGUGACGAGCGUCUUCUCGACCGCCGGAACGGACUUCUACGUUGUUGCGCGUGACCAAGAGCCUCGCUACUACUGCAGCUAGCCGAAUCGGCGUGGAUACGCGCGACGACACCGUGCACGGAGAGUGCGACGAUGAUUAACGAGGCGGCGUGCGAACGUUAAUUCCGCACGGGCCGGGCUCCUCUCGCGAUACGUACGUGGUAACGACCGAUAGCGAUAACAAGUCAAUCGGUGGUAAUAAACGCGUACAACAGUCAUUCCCCGCGCCCGAUCGAUCGUCAUCGCGCGCCGGUGUACAGAGAAAACAGUGUUACAGGCGGGCACAUAGGAACUCGUGUCACGUACGGUCAUCGGCCAGUGUACACACCGCUCGCGGCGGAGGGCGGGAGGGGGUGGACCAGGGGUAUAGAAGCGACGAGGGAAGAAGGAGCCAGGUAUCGUCGAUCCAGAUAAGCCGUGUUAUAUUCGCGACAAGGUACGGAUGGACGCUUCGCCGCGGCCCCGCGGCGGCCAAUCUGUGACGGACUGUAAACGGGAUUUUCUGUUGGGAAGAAAGAAAAAAUAAAUAAAUAAAAAAUAGAGAGCACACACGUAUCCCGGGGCGCCCGUUGACCGGUACCUUCAAGCUUUCGAUUCGCGCGUAACCAGCGUGUACGUCGCGAACCAUAAACACGUAUUUCACACACAUACCCACACACAUACGUACACAUAUACAUCUAUAUACGUGCGGAUGCGACACGUAUUUCGCGUUUGUAUAUUGUACGUAAUAGAGACGUAUAGUGAGCAAAGAGCAGGAAGAUAAAGAAACCGGAGGACAGAGAAAAAAGACAGAGAAAAAA
This is a messenger RNA of Wasmannia auropunctata (little fire ant), 2129 nucleotides long. RefSeq lists its product as uncharacterized. Bases 805 to 1344 code for a protein of 179 amino acids. The record is from RefSeq and is a predicted model, not a curated record. The transcript has a single exon. NCBI's taxonomy places the organism in Eukaryota, Metazoa, Arthropoda, Insecta, Hymenoptera, Formicidae.